AUGGCAUACAACCAAUAUCGUGAAUGGGACAGAGGAAAGGACGCUUGGAACGAUGGCAGUGCGUGGAAUGACUCGCGGGGGAAUGUGCGUGGUCGCGAGGAGGACUACUACGGCGACGGCAAGCGGCGAAAAUUCAAUAAUGGCGGUUUCGAUAAUUCAUACUCGCAUGAAGAUGCCAAUUACGGGCAGAUGCAACGGCCAAAUGACUACGCUCAGGAUUACACAGUCGACGAACGCCCGCAGCAACAGCGUGGCGGGCCUGGCGGCAACUUCACGAAGAAGCGUAUGCAACCUAGCGAACCGAGCCCCCAUGUCAUCUUCCUGGGACUGGACACAGACUUCACCGAGGCCGAUCUCCAAGCCUAUCUCGUGUCACAAGGCUGCAACAUAGAAACAGUGACUAUAAUUCGAGAGAAAUCAACAGGUGCAUCGAAAGGCUUUGGAUUCGCGCAAUUCCCGACGACGGAGCACGCCCGCGCUUUUGUCGACCCAUCGUUUCCCUUCGUCCAAGUUCCACCGCCAGCGUCACACGGUGCAUCCGCAGCCACCGCUUUCUACAAAGCGCUGGAGACUGGUGCGCCCCAUAACGGACGGAGAGUUAAGAUUGAUUACUCUCAGAGCGCCCAGCAUGAUAAGGGCAGGCAACCUCGACAGAACGGGAAUGAUGGUACUAGGGACAUAGGAAACGCGCCGGGUCCUGUCCUGCUGUUCCGGGGACUCGACCCACUCUCAGGCCCUCAAGCAAUUCAUCAAGCCAUGCGGUAUUCUUCUGGUGUUGGCAAGGAAGGCGCCAAAGGGAUGAAACGCAUCAUUCUAAUCAAGGAUCGAGUCACUAUGGCUAGCUUUGGCUUCGCCUUCGUGGAGUUCAUUGAUGUCGAGUCUGCAGCCAAUGUGCUUGGCGCGACUAUGUCUGCGCAGAUCCAUCCAAACGGUUUCAGAAUCUCAGACAAGCCUGUUGCUGCUUCAUGGGCUCACCCUUGCUCUUUCCAGCCAGCCGAUCCUAUGCUACGGGACGAGGCUGCCGUCCCCUCUUCGAUGAGCCUCGGUGCCAUGGAAGGUGGAUGGGUCAGGUAUUGGGACGAAGCUUCUACGAUCGCUGUCUUGGAAUUUAAGGUCGAAGCACCCGCGAAGCCUGCAAAUGUUGUACCAACCAAGGAGAAAGAGAAGAAGAAGAAAGCUAAAGUGGAAGUCAAGGACGUCAUAGCAGCGCCAUCCGUGCUUCCUAUCUCUGACAAACCGGUCACGCUUAACUUCAGUAAGGGCCCCAUCAAGAUUGGUACCAGUGCGGCGUCCAAACCCCUAGCUCUUGGAUUCUCGUUGGGAGAUGGCGAAGGGGAAGAUGGAGACGAGGAUGCGGCUGCCGCAGAAUUAACAAAAGCGGAAGCUGCAAAGAAAGUUGCGCCGUUGAUUGCCAGUAAGAAGACUGUGAACAAUAUAAAUAAAUGGAAUCAAGUCCAAGAAGAACUCACCCAGAGUCUCGAGACCUCAAAUGCUGCCUCAACUUCCACGCAGCCUCCCGCUGCACCUAUGGCCGCCACGACACAGGCCGUUGCUACCCCAAGCCACUCCAGCUCACCAGCACCGAGUGACGAGUUCGAGUAUGCAGACACUUCGACAAUGGCAUGCUUACUGUGUGCUCGUCAAUUUAAGACCCUGGAUCAGUUGAAGCGGCACAACAAGGAAUCUGACUUGCACAAAAAAAAUCUCAAAGAUUCCAAUCUACGAGAAGUCGCUCGCCAGAAGGUCCUUGCUCGACAGCAGCCAAAAGCGGCAGAGCAGCCCAAAUAUCGAGACCGAGCACUCGAACGCAGGGCAUUGUUCAACCAGCCUGAUGUCCCACUCCCCGAGUCGAGUUCUGCAGGCCCUUCCAAAGCGGCGAAGAAACGCUUUGAAGGACCACCACCCCCGCCGUCUCCGCCACCUCCUGCUGUUCAUCCUGGCAAGGACGAAACGAACGUUGGCAAUAAGCUCUUAAAGAUGAUGGGCUGGAAGGAGGGCACUGGGUUAGGCACAGACGGUGAUGGCCGAGUUGAACCCAUUCAAACGGCCAUAUAUGCUCAAGGUGUUGGCUUGGGUGCCAGCAAGCCUAGGGAUAUUGGCAAGCUGACUGAGGGUUACUCCGGCUACGUGAACAUGGCACAAGACGCGGCCAGAGAGCGAUAUAACAGCUGA
Pleurotus ostreatus (oyster mushroom) is the source of this 2172-nucleotide messenger RNA. RefSeq lists its product as uncharacterized. Gene Ontology annotation, cellular component: nucleus. Gene Ontology annotation, biological process: mRNA splicing, via spliceosome. The coding region runs from base 1 to 2172 and encodes 723 amino acids. Lineage: Eukaryota; Fungi; Basidiomycota; Agaricomycetes; Agaricales; Pleurotaceae. The transcript is spliced from 13 exons. Gene Ontology annotation, molecular function: RNA binding. The record is from RefSeq and is a predicted model, not a curated record.